UCUCUGUACUUGCUGCACGAUUUUUCUGGAAACCUAAAACUGCUCUAGAAAAUAAUGUCUAUUAAUUAAAAAAAAAUCUAUCUUGCAAGGGAGACCUGGGGCGGGGGAAGGAAGCAGGUGCCCAUGCAGGUGCUGUGGGGGCAGGGAUGGCCUUCUUGGGCACUGACAAGCCGCGAGCCCAAUGGCGAGUGCCGGGCAUCUGCUACUGCUGUCGUCACUGCUGUCCGUGUCCUUGGCCUGGAGGACCAAGAGCUUUUUCCUGUUCCAUAAGAGGAUGGGAGAGGCCUGCUCUGACCACGCCGAGUGCCGGAGCCGCUGCUGCGUCACCAGCAGCCUGGACCCGCAGACGUUCUGCACGCGCAAGACCAUCUUCCUCAAAUGUCUGCCUGGCAGAAGGUGCCCCCAACAGUACGCAUGCUCUGACCACGCCGAGUGCCGGAGCCGCUGCUGCGUCACCAACAGCCUGGACCCGCAGACGUUCUGCACGCCCAGGACCAUCUUCCUACAGUGUGUGCCUUGGCGCAAGCCCAACGGGGCCUAUUGCACCCACCACAAGGAGUGCCGGAGCCAGUGCUGCAUCAAGCUCAAGGAGGCCGGCCACUACCGCUGCACCCGCCCGAGCGGGCUCCUGGCCCAGUGCCUGCCCUUGGUGAGCCCCUCCCCGUGGGACGGAGGUGCCUCCGGCACGGAAGGUCCUGGAUGUGCCUGAGGUCCUGCAGCCGCUGAAUGUGGCUGUCUCCAAACCCAGUGGGCGUCCCGUUCCGGGAGAGGCUCACACCUGCUGUCUGGAGACUGGCCUCCAGGUCCGUUUCGCGCGGACGAGGCCUCAGGAAAGGAAAGAGUGACAGGGAAGAAAAAGCUGCAAGGGGGAACCAGCACGGACUUCGCAGAAGCUCACCUGGAUCUUGUGCCUGAGUUUGGCUGGGAGCUUGGCUCGUGGGUCCAUGCUGCUCUUUCUGGGCUGUGAAAACCUGUGAGGCAUUAGACACAUCUGUCCCUUCUCCUAUCAGUGAACUCCUGAGGCUGAUUGUGAGCGUCUGAGAACAAACCGCAGCUACUGGAAUCUUCACAUCAAUAAACACCUGCUGAUUGA
Zalophus californianus (California sea lion) is the source of this 1093-nucleotide messenger RNA. RefSeq names its product leucine rich colipase like 1 (gene LRCOL1). The record is from RefSeq and is a predicted model, not a curated record. Gene Ontology annotation, molecular function: enzyme activator activity. Gene Ontology annotation, biological process: digestion; lipid catabolic process. Lineage: Eukaryota; Metazoa; Chordata; Mammalia; Carnivora; Otariidae. Gene Ontology annotation, cellular component: extracellular region.